AUGGAACAUAAGCGUAGGCCGCACUCAUCAUAUUCAGCAGCAUCUCAUAAAAGCUCACAAAACCACGAAUCUAACGCAGAUCAACUCCAACGCCAACUAGAAGUUUUUACAUUUCAACUCGAAAAAGAAAAACGCCAAUCAUCUGUUCUUGAUGGCCGUAUACGCAUCACUGCUGAAGAUUUAUCAAAGCCUGGCCUUCCAGUCCGUUCGUCCACUCCAAUGCCAAUGUCCUCAGUAGGUAUAACUCGUGAAAUAAAAAAACUCGAAAAACAAUUGCAGUUAGAGACAAAAUAUCUGAAUGAAACCCAAACUGAAAAUGAAAAUCUAAAAGGAGAAAUCAACGUUCUAAGGCGUGAAAGAAUCUUAUACAAAGAUAUGUUUAAAAGGCUUCAAAACGAUAUUUCAUUUUCCUCUGUAAAAGCUGGAGAGCUGCAUGAAGAAGUUGGAGAGAAUUCAUUUUACCAAGAAGCAGUUCAAAAAAGAGCUAUAAGAAUUCGUGCUCAGAGUGCCAAUAUAAAGAGCAAGUACAUUAGCAGGAUGGAAGAGCUCAGCGAAGCCAUCAAGGAGAAAAAAAAUCAGAAAAAAGAUUAUGAAAUGGAACUAGAAGAGAGACUCAAGCAAAGCGCAAAUAUCGCGAACGAUAUGGCAGUGUCUAAUGCAGUGCUAAAAAAGACAGAAAAUAUUUGAAAAGAGAAAUGCAAAGAAAAGAGAAAAGCCCUUGAUCAGUAUUUAAGAAGAAUUAAAACAAUGAAAAGUGGAUUUUUUGAAAUUCGGUUAGCAACAGGAUAUGAUAGCUACGACGACGUAGUCACUGUUUUUAUUAAAAGUGAAGAGCAGCAGCACGAAAUGCUUUCGAACUUGACAAAUCUUAACUCAGAAAUCGAGUUUCUUGAAGAAGUCUGUAACAGGCUUAAUAAAGAAAUUCAGUCAAACAACGAGAAUAAAACAGGGCAUGAGCAGAUUUUGAAGGAUCAAAUGUUAAGGGUCCAGAACGAAAACAAAAAUCUGCAAGAAAGAAGCAAAAUUGAAUAUGAAAAAUCAAUAUGCAUAGAAAGCUCAGUGUUAGCAUUAUCCACAUAUAUUAAAAUGAUCCAUGAGCUCUUAGUUUCAGCGAGCUUAAACACAAGACUAGAGAAGCCACCCAAUAUCAAGGAUGAGACUGACAUAGAAAAUAUUCAGGAUCACUUAGGUUUACUAGAAGAUUUAAUCACCCAGCUUACAGUCUGCAAUUCUUUUCUUCGCGAAGAAGCAUCCCCUGCCUUAAAAGCGGUCCCAGUCCAUUCUUUACCUCCUAAGGAAUUCGAUAUCCCACCUGUUUCUUUGCUAGCUAACCAAUUUGCUUAUCUUGAAGAAAAAGAAGAGACAACCCAAGAAGAAUUUUCAACCCCAUUGAAACGUAAAGACUUCAUUAAUAAAGCCCUCAAAAUCAUGAAGGAAGAAAUCGACUGGUCAAGUUAUUCGCCAAAACCAGUAUCCGCAGAAGGAAAAAAUAAACCUAAAUUACAUGUAUAA
Molecule: messenger RNA, 1512 nt
Organism: Blepharisma stoltei
Lineage: Eukaryota; Ciliophora; Heterotrichea; Heterotrichida; Blepharismidae
Source: the annotation of a GenBank genome assembly